AUGAACACGAAUGGAGAUGAAAUUGCAAUCCCUCAGCAUGUUGAACCAGAGAAGGAAAUGCAUACUUCGAAACGCGUGGCCUGUCAAGAAACUACAGCUGGCGCUGCAAAGGCAUUGGCGCAGGGAGUACAAGAUGAUACGUCCGUGGACAUCGAGCGGAUAGCUGGCGCACAGGAUCAGGCUUCUUCGGGGUCAUCUUCAUCUUCCGAAUCAGCGCAAAGCACGGACUCAUUAAGUCUUCGAGCCGUGAAUAAGGGUAGUAGAACGGGGCCUCCGACCAGUGGUGACCCCAUUGACCUCGAUAAUGAGGACCAUGAGAGUUCUCACAAAGAAUACUUCCUCAUGUGUACACCUAAACGCUCAGAUAUGGUCCUGCGGCAUGUUGAUGUGACGAGAGCACGGUGCGACUACACUUCGUAUCACAAUCUGAAUCGAGAGUACUAUAAAAAGUGGCCUCGAUGCCUGCAUUGGCUCUUUUUGAAAGAGAUAUCAUCGGUGGACUUCAUCAAGUUCCAUCUCUACUGGAAGCAGAACGUGAGCAUAGAAGAGAAAGAUAUUGGAAUUCUACCACCAAGACUUUCAGAUGAGUACUCAUACUCGGCUGAUACCAACCCACCAGUCCUGAGAACGGCGUUGCGUCAUUUCAUUCAGCAUCCAAUCAUGCCCCGAAAGCUCCCUACCAUCGUCCUCGAAUUCCGAGGAAGAUUAGAGGGAGACUUGUCCUGAUGAAAGACCAUUCGCCGAGAGAGGGUUAUGGGAUAUGUAUUCAAGAGAGGCUAUCGUGGAUAAAGGUGUUUGUUGUUGAAGCAGCC
This is a messenger RNA of Mollisia scopiformis, 812 nucleotides long. RefSeq lists its product as uncharacterized. Bases 1 to 726 code for a protein of 241 amino acids. The record is from RefSeq and is a predicted model, not a curated record. The transcript has 3 exons. NCBI's taxonomy places the organism in Eukaryota, Fungi, Ascomycota, Leotiomycetes, Helotiales, Mollisiaceae.